ACACAUUGGCUCCUCCCGAAAUUUGAACUUGGCUGCUCCCAGACGAGAGAUCAUCAUCACGCCCUUCUUCUUCGCCCUUCGUCGUCCUGUAGACGCCACACACCUUCACUGCAUUUGAAUUCCCCUCGCGGCUGCACAGCUCCUUCGUCUUCUUCCUUUCGAAUCGGAAUUCAGAAUUUAGGGUUUCGCUUCUCUCCCCUCGCGUCGCGAAGAUGGAGCCUCUGUACGCUAAGCUGUACGAUAAGUACACUAAUCUCAAGGCAAAGAAAUUCAGUGCUUUGGAGGAAGUUAACAAGGAGCAAGAACUGAAGUUUAUGAAUUACAUGACUGCUGCAGAGGAGUUGAUACAGCACUUGAGAGAUGAGAAUGAAAAGUUGCAUGCAAAAAUCGAUGAAUUGGCAGCUGCUGCAGGAUCGAAUGUGGACGAGUCCAGUUUGGAAAACCAAAAGCUUUUGAUUGAAGAAAUCCAGAAGAACAAAGAACUUUCUGAAGAAGUUGCCAGACUCCGUAAGCUGCUAGACAGGGGACCCACCUUCAUCCAAGAUCAGGGGGGAAAUAAUGAUAAACAGAUGCAUACGCCUGAAGGUGCACAGCCAAAAUCAGACAUGCCUCAUGAUUCUUAUCAAUCAUCAAGAAGAAAGCGUAGGAGGCCUUCUGAGACUGAUAGAGAUACGAGUAAUGCAGCUAGGCCUCAUACUAAUGCUCAAGAGAAUUCUCAGCUUCUAGGUUUAGAGAAAGAGUUUCAUGGGGAUAUUGUGUCCUGUGGAGCCGGUCAGGAUGCUCAUCAGCCAGGGUGCUGCAUUAGAACAGAUGAAAAAUCAGGUGGUGGGGUGAGUGACAGCUCGACAUUUGAGUGCAUGUUUCAAGCUCUUAUUCAGUACAUACUUGGUAUGAAAUUUUCAAUUGGCGAUCAAACUGGAAAAUUUUGCCUUGUAGCACUCCAUGAAUCAAGUGGCUAUUCAUUCAGUCUCACUUGGGCCAACGGAGCGUCCGGAGGGGAUGUCGAGCUGAUGUAUAGCGUGCUAUCACUGGGAACCUAUGAGAGAGUGGCUCCUGAAUGGAUGAGGGAGGUCAUCAAAUUUAGCAUAGGCAUGUGCCCCGUUUUCUUCCAACGAAUUUCGCGAGUGAUUAGAUGAAUCAAUGAAGCAUACCUGUAAAUUGAAGGCGUAGGAACAAUGUUCAAGCAUCUGUUUGAGUUUAAAUUUAGUGGAAAGUAUUGGGGCAAUGAAGGCCUUUAAUGAGUUCUGUA
Rhodamnia argentea is the source of this 1249-nucleotide messenger RNA. RefSeq lists its product as uncharacterized. NCBI's taxonomy places the organism in Eukaryota, Viridiplantae, Streptophyta, Magnoliopsida, Myrtales, Myrtaceae. Gene Ontology annotation, biological process: developmental process involved in reproduction. The transcript has 8 exons. Bases 213 to 1136 code for a protein of 307 amino acids. The record is from RefSeq and is a predicted model, not a curated record.